Messenger RNA from Hyla sarda, 6264 nucleotides. RefSeq names its product nuclear pore membrane glycoprotein 210-like. Bases 15 to 5498 code for a protein of 1827 amino acids. The transcript has 40 exons. NCBI's taxonomy places the organism in Eukaryota, Metazoa, Chordata, Amphibia, Anura, Hylidae. Gene Ontology annotation, cellular component: nuclear pore. The record is from RefSeq and is a predicted model, not a curated record.
CCGAGGACUACAGCAUGGGGCACCGGGACCUGGCGGCGGCGGCUCUGGUCACCCUGACUCUGCAGCUGGUUUAUUCAUCCUCCAAACUCAACGUCCCCAAAGUACUACUGCCCUUCACCCGGGGCACCAGGAUCAACUUCACCCUGGAGGUCACACAGGGCUGCUACAAGUGGUCAUCAACCAGACCUGAAGUUGCCAGUAUUGAACAUGUAACCAUUUAUGACCCUCGGUGUUCAAAUCAAGCGGUGGUGCAAGCACGUGCAACCCACCCUACACGGCUUACCAGUAUCAUCUAUGCAGAAGACAUAUAUACCGGCCACGUCCUCCGAUGUGAUGCCAUCAUCGACUUAAUUCAUGACCUUCAGAUUGAAUCCACUACAAGAGAGCUUUACCUGGAGGACUCUCCACUGAAGCUGAAAAUAAAAGCGUUAGACUAUGAAGGGAAUACAUUCAGUACAUUAGCUGGUUUAGCUUUUGAAUGGACAGUGGUGAAGGAUUCUGAUGUGGAUGGAUACUCUGACUCUCAUAAUUCUUUGCGAAUUCUUAAGUUUUUGGAGUCCACCUAUGUACCUCCAACCCACAUAUUAGAGAUGGAGAAAGUUGCAAAACAGGGUGACACAGUUUUGGUGUCUGGAAUAAAGACUGGAAGCUCCAAACUAAGAGCAAGAAUGUUGGAACCAGUAUAUGAGAACUUGAAUCCUACAGAGGUCCGACUGCUUAUUCUAGAAAACAUUCUUCUGAAUCCAGCAUCUGAUAUUUAUCUACUUGUUGGUUCCUCUAUAAAAUACAAAGUUCAGAAAUGCAAAAAUGGAAAAAUUACAGAUUUGGCUAUGCCAUCUGAUCAAUACACUUUAGAACUACAGAACCACGUUCCUGCCCAUGAGGGUAACAAGCAUAAGCCAGUAGCCAAGCUGCUCCAAAGCACAUCCACUGUCACUGCAUUGCAGAAGGGUCAAACCAACAUUAUGCUGGUUCAUAAGAAUAUCCGUAUGCAGGGAGCUUCUAGGCUGCCAAAUGGUACCAUCUACGUGGUUGAACCUGGAUAUUUAGGUUUCACUGUCCACCCUGGUGACCGGUGGAUUCUUGAAACUGGAAGAUAUUAUGAAAUAACCAUUGAUGUGUAUGACAAGUCUAGUAACAAGGUCUAUGUAUCAGAUAAUGUACGUAUUGAGGCGAAGAUACCGAACGAAUAUUUUGAUGUUCUGGAAUCCUCCUUGAAUGGGUCUUACCAUCGUGUGAAGGCCUUAAAGAGUGGUCAAACAAUUAUUGAUGCAGCUCUGACAUGUAUGGUGGAUGAGGAUGGCGGUGUUCAUGUUUUACCAAAUCCAGUGAGGAAUCAGCAGGAAGUGGAGAUUUACUCACCAAUUUCUGUGUCACCCGAAAUCCUAACGUUCCCCUGGCAGCCGACACCUGGAGCCUAUCAGUAUACAAUCGAGGUACAAGGUGGAAGUGGCAAUUUCACAUGGUCGUCUUCUAAUAACUCUGUGGCCACGGUGACUGUCAAAGGGCUGAUGACAACUGGAGAUGACAUUGGUGUCAGUGUGAUACGUGCUCGGGAUGUUCAAAAUAUUCUACAUUAUGGAGAAAUGAAGGUGUUUGUGAUUGAACCCACUGGCAUGGAAUUCAUACCUUGCUCAGUUGAAGCCAAGCUGGGGAAACAACUUGAGCUUCCUCUUAGGAUUUUUGGCCCUUUAAGUGGAGACACCGAGGUGGUGACACUGAGCGACUGUUCACACUUUGACUUGGCUGUAAAAAUGGAGACACCUGGGAUAUUUAAGAUCCUGCCAGGAAGACUGAAGCCUGGCCUCGAUUAUUGUAGCGGUAUUAGAGUUCAAGCUGAAACCCCAGGAUACACAACCAUAUUUGUCAGCUACACACAUGGUCAUGUACACCUAAGAGCUAAAAUCAUUGUGGCUGCCUAUCUACCCCUCAAGACUAUUGAUCCGCCAUCAGUAGCGCUGGUUACAUUAGGUUCUUCAAAAGACAUGCUAUUUGAAGGGGGGCCCAAUCCUUGGGUGCUAGAACCUCUGAAGUUCUUCCGGAAUGUAUCUGUGGAGGAGAAGGACCGCACUGGUCUGUUUCUGCUUGAUACCCCAUUAUCUCGUAAUAAUUUUCAUCACUGGAUUAGAACUGUUUGCAGAGACCUUGAUGAACAGAUGAUUUCGCUGUCUGUUGGAAAUCAACCCACAGUGACCAACCCAUUCCCAGCAGUUGAGAAUGUUAAUGUGAAGCUGGCCUGCUCGCCUCCAUCACGAUUUACUGUGAAUCCUGUGUAUAAUCAUUCCCAUAUGGAUCUCAUCUGUCCACUGAUGCAGCAAGAAAAGCAACUGAUUCCGGUUUCCAACUAUCGGAAUCAGUUGUUGCAGUUAUCGGCCUACGAUCACCAGGGGAGAAAGUUUGACAACUUUAGUUCUUUGGCUGUUGAGUGGGACUCGUCCAAGAUGUCACUAGCCAGCUUUGAUUCAAAACCUAUGGAAUAUAUUCAAAAAGAAGAUGGAAGUAGUCAGCGAAAGAUGCAUGGUCUGAACACGAUUCAUGUUCAUCAGGUAUCGGGAAAAGCAGUUAUUACUGCCAAGGCAAACCAUUACCAGGAUUCUCAUCUCCUAGUCGCCAAUGUUAGAACACGGGUGAAAACACUCACACCUGUUGCUGCCAGUCUAGAACUUCUACUUGUGGAGGAUUUGAGGGUGAAUCCCGAAGCAAUUUCCAUCUACAAUCAUCCAGAUGUUACGGCUGAAUUCACCAUUUUGGAGGGUUCAGGAUAUUUCUUUAUUAACAGCAGUGUCGCUAAUGUCAUUAAUACCGCCUUACAAGAAUCCAAAGGAGUUGUCACAGUUUAUCCUUUGCGUCCAGGAACAGUGUCAGUCAUGGUUUUUGAUCUUUGUUUGUCCUUCCCUGCACCAGCCACAGUUAACGUUCAUGUGUCAGAUAUUCUCCAGGUGGAUGUUAGGGUAGUCGACAAGGUAGAAAUUGGGAAGACUGUUAAAGCCUAUGUGAGGGUCCUGGACUCUUUUCAAAAGCCAUUUCUUGCUAAAUAUUUUGCCUAUAUGAACUUGGACCUGGGUUCGUCCUCACAGAUUGUGUCCAUCAGCCGAGCACUGAAUGAGAAAGUGGAUGAAUUUACUGCAGUCUUUGCUAUCCGCGGUCUGGCCAUAGGACAAACAAGUCUCACUGCAUCUGUUGUCGACCAAGCUGCCAGCAGAAUAGAUUCUUCACCUAAACCAUUGGAGGUUUUCCCUCCAUUCCAACUUUUGCCUAGACGGAUUAUACUCCUUAUUGGUGCUAUGAUGCAGAUAACUUCAGAAGGAGGCCCACAGCCUCAGUCCAACAUCAUUUUCUCGAUCACGGAUGAGAAUGUUGCAUCUGUAAGCAAUAGUGGAUUGGUGAAAGGGGCAAAAGUUGGAAAUGUUACUGUGACUGGUGUCAUUCAAGCUGUUGAUGCUGAAUCUGGAAAAGUGGCCAUAGUUUCUGAGGAUGAAGUACAAGUUGAGGUAAUUCAGCUUAAAGGUGUUCGUAUUCAAGCCCCGGUGACCAGAAUGAAAAGUGGCACACAGAUGCCAGUCUAUGUGAUGGGAAUCUCUAGUAGCCAGACUCCAUUCACGUUUGGUAACGCUGUUCCUGGUCUCACUUUCCACUGGUCAGUAAUAAAAAGGGAUUUUGUAGAGGUGAAGAGCAGGCAUGAUGAGGCAUCUAUAAACCUUCCAGAACAAUAUAACUUUGCUAUGAAUGUUUAUGCCAAAAUGAGGGGGAAAACUAAUCUCAGAGUGACCGUACGAGCGACAGAUCCUUUGGCAAAUCAGUUCUUCGGCCAGGCCCAGGAAUUGUCAGAUGAGAUUCAGAUUCAGGUGUUUGAACGAUUGAAUUUAAUAAACCCAAACAUAGAAGUUGAGCAGAUCCUCAUGUCUCUACAUUCCAACUUGAGGCUUCAAACAAAUAGGGACCAAGCAGCCACUGUUAACUAUCGCAUUUUGAAUGGGCCAAACAUGUUACCGGUUGUUCAGGUGGAUGGUAAUGGACUGCUGACAUCAGGCUCACUCACUGGAGUAUCUACUAUAGAAAUAAAUUCUAAGGAACCUUUUGGAAUCAACCAAACCAUUAUUGUGUCAGUGAAGGUAUCACCAAUUUCAUAUAUGCGCUUAGUGACUAGCCCGGCUAUACACACGAGCGGUCAUUUAUUGUCUGCAAUUCCUCUGGGAUCUACAUUGCAUUUCUCAGCCCGUUUCCAUGACAACACAGGCGAGGUCUUCCAUGCACAGAAUUCCAUUCUCAACUUCGCAAUUAACAGGGAUGACUUUAUACAUAUUGGAAGGGGACCCACAAAUGACAGCUUUAUCAUGCGCACAGUCAACGUUGGCUUUACAAUAUUAAGAAUAUGGGAUACUGAGAAUCCUGGAAUUUCAGAUUACGUUCCUAUCCCUGUACAGCACAGCAUUUACCCAGCUGUGAAGGAAACUGUGGUUGGUGAUGUAAUCUGCUUUGCUUGUUCAAUAACUAGUCCGGAAGGCUUGACCGGGACAUGGAGCUCUUCUUCUAGUGCACAUCUUCAGAUCGACCCCAAGUCUGGUGCUGCUUUAGCAAGAGAAUCUGGACUGGUUACCGUGUAUUAUGAAAUUCCUGGCCUACUGAAGACAUACCGAGAGGUGUUAAUACACUCUCCACAGAGAACGCGAGUUGUGGAUGGAAAUGGAGAGAAAAUCAAUUUGCAGUCUGCAAAGAUUCAUAAAUUCCUAGUUGAGAUCGGGGAAAAUGGCAACAAUUUGAAAGGGGAAUGUUCUUCUGGCCAGAUAGAAGCAAUUCAAGAGCUUCACCCAGAAAGUCUUAUCCAUUGCCAUCUGCACUUUAAAGAUCACAGUCCUGAUGUUCCACCUCCUGAAUUAUUUUCUGUUAAAACAGGAUUUGAUGUAGAAACAGGUCACUACACCUGUUCCCUCUCAAGACAGCAGCUUUCAGAGAGCCAGCUAAAACAUCUCAGCAUGGGGGACACAUCUCUCACUGUAACAGCAUCCGUACUCGGCAGUCAUGUCUACAGAGAACAGAUCGGAGCGCUCGUGUCUGUUUAUCUUGGGUUUUAUACCAGUCAGAAGGAAAUAGUUCUAAGUAAUCAUUAUACCACAGCUGACAUCAAGAUAUUUGGAGCUGUUGAAGUUCUGAACAAUCUGGAGGUGAAGACUGGAUCCCCGGUGGUGACUGUCUAUCGAAAAGAAAAGUCCUCUGGAGUACCCAGCUUUGUGACAUAUGAAGUUGGCAUUGCGAACAUGCAGGCUUUACACCAGGGAUCAUUAUCCACAUCACUUUCUGUUUCGAGUUACUUGUCAGACCAGACCAUUGAUGUUCCCAUCAAACUGAUUGCAGAGACAGGCCCCAUUAAUGGGCCUUACACUGGGGAGCAUGGCUUCUACAAGACCUUCAUGGACUCUUAUCCCAUUUUCUUCUUUACUUUGUUCGCUCUCCUAGCUGGGGCUGCCAUUGCGAUUAUAGCUCUCAACGAAGCCCGUUAACCACCCAGCGUUUAUCUUGCUCUCAUCCCGUUUCCGCGCUACAAGGCAGUUCUACGUCUGCAUCACCAGCAAUAUAUUCCAACCCAUCAAACUACUCACCUCGUCGGCUACUGUGAAGUCCAGCCUAUGCUUCCAACUAAAGAAACCUAGGUUUCACCAAAGAGCAGAUCUAUUUCAUUUUGGGGCCUUUUGUUUGCAGUGCAUGUGUUGUGUAGCACAGCAUGAGGCUGACAUUUUAUGCGUUUUCUUAUAUUUGGGGUCUCUGUCUACGAGGCCGUUGUACUCUUCCCGAUACUUGUGGAUGUGGAUUCCACAGUAUCCAUCAGACCUCUAGAUAUACACAGCUUUUUUUUCAAUGCCGUCCACUUGAUUUCAUUGAGCGAUUGUAAUGAUAAUUGUUUGUUUUUAACCCUUUUGAUUGUUCGGUACUUUUUUAAAUUUUUUAGAUCGAAUGGAAUUGUUGAGUUUUUAUGAAUUUAUGCAGUUUUAGUUCUUGACGCCGGAAAAAUGUUUUUUUAUUAAUUUUUUCUUCUGUUUUCAAGAGGAGACUUGUGUUUUUUGUGAUUUUGUUGGUUGACUAUAUGACCACUCGGAUUUAGAAUGCUUUGUAUGUUACAGCUCAUUCUGUUAAUCUCAGGAAUAAUUCUACACUGAUUAGUAAUUGUAGCCUUGCAAUGUGAGCCUGACCCAUUGGAAAUGCAUAGCUGUGAAAAUGUCCUGCGCACGUUACUCUACAUCAGUGUUUCCCAACCAGGGUGCCUCCAGC